Molecule: messenger RNA, 3774 nt
Organism: Armigeres subalbatus
Lineage: Eukaryota; Metazoa; Arthropoda; Insecta; Diptera; Culicidae
Product: kinesin heavy chain-like
Exons: 5
Coding region: 799-3759 (986 amino acids)
Biological process (GO): mitotic cell cycle; microtubule-based movement
Cellular component (GO): microtubule
Molecular function (GO): ATP binding; microtubule motor activity; microtubule binding
Source: RefSeq, a predicted model, not a curated record
AAGACCGGUGUAAAGAGGUGCACCAAAGAAAAGACGGACAACGUCAGUCGGAAGUAAGGGAAAAAAUUAGAUCGAUAUUUUUCCUCCGUCGUCAUCGCGGUUGGGUUAUCGCGGGGAGGACAAUUUGUCGGUCGGGAGCUAGGCGGUGUGACCGUGUCCAUCGUCGUCGCGGAUUGCUAGUCCCGUUCGCUGGAAAGUGAGCGGUGAAAACGAAGAAAAAGUGCAAUUUUCGGUUCGACGGACGGCACAUGUGUCGUGUGUGUGUGGAGGAAAAAAAACCAUAUAGUCGUCCACUGUAUCGCAACGCAACAACACAGUGCCAGUGCAGUCUAGUCGGGAAAAUAAAUCUGCCGUUUUCGGUUGUCCACGGCUCCCUGGUGCCGCCGCCGACGUGGAUUGUUGAAAGUCGAUUUUAGUUCGUGCGAUCCAACACAGCUACGGAAGUGUUACAUUUAGCGAAUACGGUGAAAAAGUGCUUUAUCCAAAACGCGGUGAAGAAAACAGACGGAAGGAAGUGUUGCUCUUCUAGAAAACGGGGCUCCACCAGCCAACCAACGCAAACACGACAACUAGGCACAAAACGAAGUAGAAAGACAACGGCCUGCCCGCUGAGACGGAACGACCGACGACGACGUCGACCGUCUUGCUGCUCCUCGAGAGUGCGAGCGACCCCGCUCCAUCGCGGCGCAGUCAGCGUUUGUGGUGCUGCGGAGUGCCAGUUAGUGAGUGUUGUGUUUUGUGAUUCGUCAAGCUGAGGAGAGUGAGUGAGAGAACGGCCGAAUAAUAGAAUAAAGAAAAAUGUCGGGCGAUCGGGAAAUUCCAGCUGAGGAUAGCAUCAAGGUGGUGUGCCGUUUCCGGCCGCUCAAUGACAGCGAGGAACGGGCCGGAUCGAAGUUCAUCGUUAAGUUUCCCUCCGGGCCGGAGGAAAACUGUCUUUCGAUAGGGGGCAAAGUAUACCUCUUCGACAAAGUCUUCAAACCGAACGCCACACAGGAAAAGGUCUACAAUGAGGCGGCCAAGUCGAUCGUCAGCGACGUGCUGGCCGGGUACAACGGGACGAUCUUCGCCUACGGUCAGACUUCGUCCGGCAAGACGCACACAAUGGAGGGCGUGAUCGGCGACCCCGGCAAGCAGGGUAUCAUUCCACGUAUCGUCAACGACAUCUUCAACCACAUCUACAGCAUGGAGGUGAAUCUUGAGUUCCACAUCAAAGUGUCCUACUACGAAAUCUACAUGGACAAAAUUCGGGACCUGCUGGACGUGUCCAAGGUGAACCUGAGCGUACACGAGGACAAAAACCGAGUGCCGUACGUCAAAGGCGCUACGGAACGGUUCGUGUCCAGUCCGGAGGAUGUGUUCGAAGUCAUCGAAGAGGGUAAAUCCAACCGACACAUAGCCGUGACGAACAUGAACGAACACUCGUCCCGAUCGCACUCGGUGUUCCUCAUCAACGUCAAACAGGAAAAUCUCGAAAAUCAAAAGAAACUUUCCGGCAAGCUGUACUUGGUGGAUUUGGCUGGUUCCGAGAAGGUCUCGAAAACCGGCGCCGAGGGUACGGUGCUAGACGAGGCGAAAAACAUCAACAAAUCGCUCUCGGCCCUAGGUAAUGUGAUAUCGGCGCUGGCCGACGGCAACAAAACUCACAUCCCGUAUCGUGACUCGAAGCUGACGCGAAUUCUGCAGGAGUCGCUCGGUGGUAAUGCACGCACCACCAUCGUCAUCUGUUGUUCCCCGGCCAGCUUCAACGAGGCGGAAACCAAAUCGACGCUGGACUUCGGACGAAGAGCCAAGACCGUUAAGAACGUGGUUUGCGUGAACGAGGAACUGACGGCCGAAGAAUGGAAACGACGGUACGAGCGGGAAAAGGAAAAGAAUGGCCGACUGAAAGGUAAGGUGGAGAAAUUGGAAGCGGAACUGGCGAGAUGGCGGGCAGGCGAAACAGUUAACGUGGACGAACAGCUUGAUCUGCAAGACGUUAUGGAAGCCAGCACACCAAACGUGGAAGUCCUGUUAGAAAAACCUCCCGAUCUUCCGGUCCCUGCUACCCCAAGCGGCCUAGCCAUGGUGGGCUCGAUCACUGCGGACGAGCGAACAGCCCUGGAACAGGAACGAGAACGUCUCUACCAGCAGCUGGAUGACAAGGAUGAGGAAAUCAACCAGCAGUCACAGUACGUUGAGAAGCUGAAGGAGCAAAUCAUGGACCAGGAAGAGUUGAUCGCCAACACCCGAAGGGAUUACGAGAACCUCCAGGCAGAAAUGACCCGCAUCCAGCAGGAAAACGAAAGCGCAAAGGAAGAAGUUAAGGAAGUUCUCCAGGCCCUCGAAGAACUGGCUGUGAACUACGAUCAAAAAUCGCAGGAAAUCGAAUCCAAAAAUAAGGAAAUCGAUUCGGUCAACGACGAGCUACUGCAGAAGCAGACCUCACUAAACAGCGCCCAGUCGGAGCUGCAGCAACUGAAGGACAUGUCUGCGCACCAAAAGAAGCGAAUCAACGAGAUGUUGAGCAAUUUGUUGCGAGAUCUCUCGGAAGUCGGACAAGCGUUGGCAGCCGAUCAGAACGAAAUGAAGCUAAACGUGGAGGCAUCCGCUGGAAAACUAGAGGAAGAAUUCACCGUAGCCCGGUUAUACAUCAGCAAGAUGAAAUCCGAAGCGAAGAACGUUUCGCAACGGUGUUCCAACCUGGAGAACCUCCAGCAAGAAGCCAACAAGAAGGUAGGUGACUACGAGAAGGAUUUGAGCGAGUGCCGACUGCUGAUUUCGCAACACGAGGCUCGCAUGAAGUCACUUCAGGAGUCGAUGCGGGAGGCGGAGAACAAGAAGCGAACGCUGGAGGAAAACGUGGACGCCCUGCGGGAAGAAUGCGCCAAGCUUAAGGCCGCCGAGCAGGUAUCGGCAGUGAAUGCCGAGGAGAAACAGAAGGCUGACCAGCUGAAGGCUGCAUUCGAGAACCAGAUGGACCAACUGCGGGAUGCCCACACGAAACAGGUGGCGACACUUCGUGAUGAGAUUUCCGAGAAGCAGGAAUUCAUCAACGAACUGAAGGACACCAACCAGAAGCUAUCGCUUGCCCACCAACAGAUGACGGCCGACUACGAGAAGCUGCGACAGGAGGAAGCCGAGAAGUCCGCCAAACUGCAGGAACUAAUGUCAGUACCCUACUCAUUAAGCUCUACCAUUGAAUCUACUAACCAUCAUCCCCAACAAACUAACAACAAACUCGCGUCGUCUCCCGUGUCGAAGAAAUCUCCUUCGUCUCCCAGCGAUGGCCACUUCGACUUUGGCAACUUACGCCGUUCCGGUGCGACGCACUGUCGGAGGCCAUCGUUGGCAGCGGCCGUCGUUGACCACGACUCGGUCCACGACCGCAGCGAUAACGAAGACGACGAUAACAACGCCUGCAAUCGGGAUCAGCUUGAUCGGGACGAACAGAAUCUGUUGUUUCAGCGCCGGCUGAAGCUGUCCAAGUUGCACAAAAAUUUGCUCAAUCGUAGAAACCAAACGGGGAUGGGAACUGGUGGCGGAAGUCCCACGAUCAACAGCUACCGGCAGUUGAUCGAGGAACUGGAGCGCGAGGAGCGCGAACGCGAAGAAAUGGCUAAUGGAAGUAACGGCACCAAUAAGAUCAAGGGCAAAAGUUUGAUGUCGUGCCUGGCAUCGACGAUUCCGUUGGCGCUUCCGACGUUGCAGUUGCACCUGCUGCUGUCGCUGACGAUGGUUCUGCUGACUCAUCGCUGUCCGCAAUACUUGAUUAUUCUGUAAUGUGGGUAAAUUUAG